AUGCCGGUUCAGGAACCAGUCGACAUGUCGGCCGCUUGGCUCGCUCAUGCACCACCACCUCCUCCCAACACUACCCUUCGCAAACCUCGCAGGAGCUCGUCAUACGAACCCUUGUCAGCGCAAAUGAACGAAACCCAUACGCGAGGUGGUUACCUCCCACCUAGUUCUCACUCUCCUGAGCCCUCGCUACCACGCAGGACAUCGGUUGGCGAGCUCAAGGAUGCCUCUUCCUCCACUCCUUCUUCUCCUAUCAAGAGAGCGCGCUCCAAGGUCACUUCGAACCCGCCAGCUCCGAGUGCUUUCUAUAAUUAUCAGCAUCAGCUUCAGCAGCAGCAACAACAACAGCAACAGCUCUAUCGUCAGCAUCAGCAGACAGCCCCUGUCUCUCCACAACCGCCUUGUGCCCAAAUACAGGAUGCUAUGUAUGCACAGCAGCAGCAGCCAGCACAACCCUCUUCGGUCACAAUGGCAUAUAGUCACUCAGACUCGACUUCGAAUCCAGCCUAUUCAGGCUAUACAAGAGAGCGAAGAGACAGUGCUCCUGUGAUCUCAUAUCAGACGGCACAGCAACCAGCCCCUAUGAAUUACAAUGCUCAGCCACCGCACUCGUCUCCGUUCGCUCCAGCAGCAGGAAUGCCUGUUUACUCUACAACCCAGGCACCGGUCAGUUAUGCUCAUUCGCACGUCAUCCCAGCUUCCCAUCUUCAGUACCUUGCCUCGCACCAGAACGGUGUGCCACAGCCGCAAUACCUCGCUAUGUCACCACAACAACAGCAGCCAUGGGCGCCAGCACCGCAAAGCCAACCUCUGCCACCUCAGGCAGCACCCAACACGGCCUACUAUCCCAAUGUCGCCCGUGUUCCAGCAGCGCAAAUGCAGCAGCCAUGGGAUCAACCUGGCUACGUGAUGUCACCAGCACAGCCAGCUGCUGUCAAUUACGCUACUUUGCCCGGCGCAGCUGCUCCUCCAAUGCCAUCCAAUGGGCACGCCUUGCCUUCGGUGCAGCUAGCUUCUCCCCCGAUGCCGGCAUCCAACGGUGUGCCGCCGUCUCACCCAGCCUAUGUCGCCGACCACAGCAGGCAGUCCACCUCUUCCUCCGUCGGCUCCAUUCGAAGACCCUUGCCUCAGCCCACACGUACCUCGUCCAACCCUUCCGCACCAGGAUCUCCCGUUGUCGGCCCAACGAGUCUCACGGAUCGCCCAAGUGUCCGACGCAAUCUUCCACGUCCACCCUCCGGAUCAGCCGUUACCAUCUCAGCUGCCUCUAGCCUGGCCAAAUCGGACGCUGGCAGUCCAGGCUCUCCUCUUGCAGGUACCAUUUCUCGCCUUCCUGCCUCGGCGUUGAAUCGAACGGAGAGCGUCAGGCUUGCAGCUGAAGCAUUGAUGGCGAGAGGUGCUCCUCAGCGGCGUCCACUCAGAAGCGCACUUGCUAGCACGACAUUUUCGCCUCCGAUGCCUGCCACCAGGUUGGCGGGUGAGAUGUCGGCUAGUCAGAGCGAGCCUGUUGCAACUGGGAAUGGAUUUCCUGUAGGAAUUGUGACACAAACGUCGAGCGAUGCAGCCACAGCGGCGAUGGGAAGCAGGCCCAGAUCUGCGCUCAACAGCUCGACUGAUUCCAAUUGGAGCACGAUGAGUACCGUCCCGAGUCAAAGCACCCAGCAAAGCCCGGAAGGAUCUACACCAUCAGCGCCCGCCCGAUUCCAGCCAUCUAUGUCGCCAGCAGCCCAAUCGAAUGGAUACGAACCAGCCAGGCAGGCUCAGACAGCACGCCGCAACGAGCCAGCCCGCUACGAAGACACAACACAGCUGGCCAGCUCUCUUGGGAGCAUGUCGGUUAGUCAGACUACAACCGCCGUUCAACCUUCGCCAGCAACUCAAUCGGGCGCUCCUGCGAUCCCCUCAUUCAGCAUCGACGCACCGGAAGAGGAACCAGAGAAGCCAAGACGUCGGCGUGGAAGUAGUGUCUCGCGAGCAGCGCUCGUCCCUGGUCAGAAGAUCAUUCAGCAAACAUCUUCGCCAAGUGUAGUACCAACGAUUGUCCUCCCGGGUGGUGAUGAUGACAAUGAUGGUCAUUCUGGACCCUCCAUCUCGAUCUCUGGUCCUGGCGGCGAUGAUGGAUCGUCAAGCAACGAACCCAUGAUCUCAGUCACAUCGGACGAAGACGACGACGUGCGCUCACAGACAAGUACCGGUAGUCGAGGUGCUUCGAUCUCAGUCUCGUUCUCCGUUGAACCCUCUGCCAAAUCCCAACGUGCAGGUACAAGUCACUCUCCCUCCGCCUCCCCGAAUGGCAAGACCGAGGCCGAAAACGGCCGCGUUUGCGCCUCAUCCGUUGGCAGUGGAGCUGGGUGUCACGGCUGUCGCAAGUGGAUUGCAGGAAAAGUGGUUCAUGCUCUCGGCACCACCUUCCACCCUGGCUGUUUCGUCUGUGCCCACUGCUCGGAAGGCCUCGAACACGUAGCAUUCUACCAACACGAAGGAUUACCCUAUUGCCACUUUGACUAUCACGAACUUUUCUCUAAACGAUGCUUCCACUGUCGUACACCCAUUGUUGACGAACGCUACAUUACCGUCCAAGAUGAAGAGCUUACCGGACAGGAUGGGGAGACGGCAGAGAGGUGUUAUCAUGAAUUGCACUUUUUCUGUGCCAACUGUGGAGAUCCAUUCCUUGACCCAAAAGCUGCUGGGUCUGUUGCGGGUUCAGAUCCAGGGUUGAUGACAGCAGAUGAGAAUGGCAAGGUAAAACAUGGUGGAAUGGAGUUUAUUGUUCAUAAAGGUUAUCCGUACUGUGAGGAUUGUCAUGUCAACUUGCACAAGCCGAGGUGUAAGGGGUGUAAGAAACCGAUCAUUUACGAUCUGAUUACUGCACUAGGGGGCAAGUGGCAUCCGGAAUGUUUUACUUGCGAGGAAUGUAGGAGGCCGUUUGAGGAUACGCAGUUUUUUGUCAAGGAUGGUAGACCGUAUGAUGAAGAAUGUUAUAAGGUCUUACUCAGGAAUAUGAUCUAA
This is a messenger RNA of Ustilago hordei, 3006 nucleotides long. RefSeq lists its product as uncharacterized. NCBI's taxonomy places the organism in Eukaryota, Fungi, Basidiomycota, Ustilaginomycetes, Ustilaginales, Ustilaginaceae. The record is from RefSeq and is a predicted model, not a curated record. The transcript has a single exon. Bases 1 to 3006 code for a protein of 1001 amino acids. Gene Ontology annotation, cellular component: Z disc; nucleus. Gene Ontology annotation, molecular function: transcription coregulator activity.